This is a messenger RNA of Rhagoletis zephyria (snowberry fruit fly), 1674 nucleotides long. It is a transcript of the gene mof, whose product is annotated as males absent on the first. The record is from RefSeq and is a predicted model, not a curated record. Gene Ontology annotation, molecular function: histone H4K16 acetyltransferase activity. Gene Ontology annotation, biological process: regulation of DNA-templated transcription. Gene Ontology annotation, cellular component: NSL complex; MSL complex; NuA4 histone acetyltransferase complex. Lineage: Eukaryota; Metazoa; Arthropoda; Insecta; Diptera; Tephritidae.
AUUUGUCCAAUUUGUAAAAGCGUAAUUUCGGAAGUUUAUGAAAUAUUUUCUGCAAAAUUAUAUAUCCGCGCAAUAUGACCGUAACAGAAAUUGGAAAAUCAAAAAAUACUAACAAAACUGCUGCCGAAGAAGAACAAAACGCCGCUCCCGACGAAAAAAAUGAUCAGGGAAAUGAAUCGAUAGAAGCUGUUGCAAAAACACCGGCCACAGAUGCCGACGCCAUCAAAACAAAUACUGAGUCGGGAGCAGCGAACAGUAAUUUGUCAGCCACAACAAACACACAAAACGAUUUGCAAAUAAAAACAGGUGAGGUUUAUCUCAUAAAACGCGCUGAUGGCAAUGUACAUCCUGCACAAAUUAUACAGUCGCGUCCUGGUGAAGUCGCAACCGCUAACUCUGCCAGCACUCCUGCAGAAUAUUAUGUGCACUAUGUCGGACUGAAUCGGCGUUUGGAUGAAUGGGUAUCGCGUGAUCGCAUAACCGAUGCAACAGAUGCAGAUACAGCAAGUGGACCUGCGAAUUCGACGGACGUUGCCGAUGGCAAUGGUGGUAAAACGAUAAAGCAGUUAAGUAAGGAACAAAUUGCCAAUUUGGAAAAUCCAAUGCCAAUGGAAAAUAGCGAUCGCAAACUGACACGCAACCAAAAGCGGCGACAUGACGAAAUUAAUCAUAUUCAAAAAACGUAUGCUGAAAUGGAUCCAACCACAGCGGCUUUGGAGAAAGAACAUGAAGCAAUUACAAAAGUCAAAUACAUUGAUAAAUUGCGCAUCGGACGCUUUGAAAUAGACACAUGGUAUUUUAGUCCUUAUCCUGAUGAAUACGGUAAAGUGGGUACACUGUAUGUGUGUGAGUAUUGUCUGAAAUACAUGCGUUUCCAAAAAACAUAUCGCUAUCACGCAUCCGAAUGUACACAACGGCAGCCACCCGGAAAUGAAAUUUAUCGUAAGGGGACUAUAUCAAUUUUUGAAAUUGAUGGCAAAGAACAUAAGCUCUACUGUCAAAUGCUAUGCCUAAUGGCAAAAUUAUUCUUGGAUCAUAAAACGCUAUACUAUGAUGUAGAGCCAUUUUACUUCUACGUACUUUGUGAAAUAGACAAACGCGGAGCGCACAUUGUCGGCUACUUUUCAAAAGAAAAGGAGUCGCCAGAAAACAAUAACGUGGCUUGCAUAUUAAUUCUGCCGCCAUAUCAGCGGAAAGGUUAUGGGAAAUUAUUAAUAGCUUUUAGCUAUGAGUUGUCACGACGCGAAGGUGUUGUUGGGAGUCCAGAAAAACCUCUUUCCGAUCUAGGACGUCUAAGCUACCGCAGUUAUUGGGCUUAUACAUUGCUCGAGUUAAUGAAAGAGUGUCGCACCACCACGCAAAGUAUUAAAGAACUGAGCGAGUUGAGUGGAAUAACCCAAGACGAUAUUAUCUACACAUUGCAAUCAAUGAAAAUGGUCAAAUACUGGAAAGGACAGCACGUUAUUUGUGUGACGCCAAAAACAGUAAUGGAACAUUUGCAAUUACCGCAAUUCAAAAAACCCACAUUGACAGUGGAUCCAGCUUAUUUACGUUGGGUGCCGCCAAAAAGAAAUACAACAGGAAAUGCUAAAUUUAAGAAAGUUACUUAAUUUUGUUGUAAUACAAAUUUAAGCCGUAUAAUAAAAAUUAGAUGUACACAAAUAUGAAAACUAA